CCCACGCAUUCACCAUCCAUUGCCACGGCCGAACGACAUCCUUGAGCUGCGCAGUUACUUCGCAUUGUAUUGCUUGGUACUAUCAUCCAUAUCGACGAGCCGAUCGCUACCGACAAUCCCCAUCAUCGCCCGCAACACUCGACGCCGCCAUUCCUCUAUACGCAUAUUGCUACCGAGAAUCCACGCCGACUUCCACCACGCGCGCACGCCCUUCUUCCAUCCAUCGCGAUCCUGCACGGCUCGCAGCCUUGACGGCAGAGUCCAAAGGCCCCAAUGGCCAACAAGGACAACGUGGAUAGUCCAACAAGCUUGUGGACACGGAGAUCAAACAGCAGUAAGCUCGGCCUGUCCACGAGCCGACCUGACCGAAACGACCAUCGCGAGAGCCACGACUCGCCCUCCAUCCGACGCGGAUUCAGCUCAAGCGGCAAGGGCGCUUUUGGCUCAAUCAGCAGCAUUAACACAUCUGCCGUAUCGUCGCCCACAGGUACGGGUGCGUCUUCUGCAUUUGGCUUGGGAACGGGUGCAUUUGCCAGCUUCGGCAGUAGCAAGACACCGAAAACGCCAGGUGCAACCUUUGAUGCAGGAAGGAACCCUCCGUCCGCGAAGCCGGACUCUGGAGAUGAGGCGAAGGAUAAUGCUCGCAGGCCUGGUCCCACGUCUAAAAAGUCACUAGGCGCGAUCCGAACAGUCCCCGAUACAUCCACUGCUACAGCAAAAGACUCUGCUCCGGAACAUGCCCUGCAACAUGCCUGGAUCGUGUAUUACCGCCCGCCGACUUCCAAGAACAGCGAUUACGAGAAAUCGAUCAAGCCCAUGUUCAGGUUCGACACCGUGGAAGCCUUUUGGCAAGUCUUCACACACCUUAAGCGUCCGUCGCAACUGAUCACUGUCUCCGACUAUCACCUCUUCCGUGAGGGCAUACGGCCUGUGUGGGAGGACGCGGAGAAUAAAGAGGGCGGCAAGUUCACAUUGCGUCUGAAGAAGGGCGUGGCAGACAGAUACUGGGAGUACUUAGUGCUUGCCAUUAUUGGAGAUCAGUUCGCAGAAGCUAGCGAUGAGGUCUGCGGCGCUGUUGUUAGUGCCAGGCCAGGCGAGGACGUCAUUUCAAUCUGGACCAAGAACAAUGGUGGCCGCAACGUCAAGAUUAGAGAGACUAUCAAGAGGGUAUUGGAGCUACCUCAGGACACGAAUCUCGUAUUCAGGUCGCACGAUGAUUCCAUACAAUCCCGAGUGGAGGUCGAUAAAGCACGAGCUGAGAAGACCGCCGGAAGGCGCAACACACUCGUCGCGGAUAAGGACAAGGCGGAGGGUUAGAAGGACCCGUCUUGCAGCGCGUGGUGGCCAAUUUUGUAGGACAUGGCCCCAGCCGCUCCUCCCGGAAUUGACGGUUUCAAAUCACGGCACCACGCCAAACAAGGGAUACCUCCUUCCUAUCCGCGUGAUCACGCCAAAGUAUACGGCUACAGAACGCGAAUUUGUCAGAGACCUGGAUGUUGAGAUGAGCGUAUCAAUGUUGUCUACGGCGGCGAAUCUCCUUGCAUGGAAAGCGAAGCGUUCUUUUUUGGAUCAUUGUGUUGUUGUAUACUAUACGUGUGAGAUUUGGGAUAUGCCGGCUGUAGCAUUUGAGCGAGGACAGCGAAAGCCAGCAUUGGCAAGCUACGCUACGUAACACUAUCGCAACAACCCUUUGGGGGGGAAGCGAUGACAGUAGCGCAUGUACUAUCAAAUUUUGCAUAUCUGGGCUGGAUUUGCGAAACAGAAUCCAGGAGAC
Messenger RNA from Sphaerulina musiva SO2202, 1774 nucleotides. RefSeq names its product translation initiation factor eIF4E3. Gene Ontology annotation, molecular function: RNA 7-methylguanosine cap binding; translation initiation factor activity. Gene Ontology annotation, cellular component: eukaryotic translation initiation factor 4F complex. Lineage: Eukaryota; Fungi; Ascomycota; Dothideomycetes; Mycosphaerellales; Mycosphaerellaceae. The coding region runs from base 274 to 1317 and encodes 347 amino acids. Gene Ontology annotation, biological process: translational initiation. The transcript is spliced from 2 exons. The record is from RefSeq and is a predicted model, not a curated record.